AUGCUCUUCUUCUCAACACUGGCACUCCUGUGCUUGUUACCCCUCAUCGCCCUCGCCGCAGAAGACUACUACAAGCUCCUCGACCUCGACAAAGACGCCUCGGACAAAGCGCUGAAAAAGUCCUACCGACGCCUCUCCAAGAAAUACCACCCGGACAAGAAUCCCGACGACGAACAGGCCGCGCAGAAGUUUGUGGAAAUCUCCGAGGCAUACGAAGUGCUCUCCGACGAGACCCUGCGCAGGAUCUACAACCAAUACGGCCAUGAGGGGGUCAAGCAGCAUCGGCAACAGCAGCAAGGCGGAGGCGGAGCGAGGAAUCCAUUCGAUCUGUUCAGUCAAUUCUUCGGUGGGGGAGGACACUUUGGGGGCCAGAGACGAGGCGCGAAUAUGGAAGUGCGAGUCGCAUUGCCUCUGAAGGAUUUCUACACGGGCGCGGUGCACGAGUUCAAGAUUGAAAAGCAGGUCAUCUGCGACAAAUGCGAAGGCUCCGGGGCAGAAGAUGGGGAGAGGGACCACUGCGACCGGUGUCAUGGACAGGGAAUGGUGAUUCAGAAGCAGAUGCUCGCGCCGGGCAUCUUCCAGCAGAUGCAGAUGCAGUGCGAUAAGUGUGGUGGGAGAGGACAGAUCAUCAAGCACAAGUGCAGCAAGUGCAAAGGCGAGAGGGUACUGAGGGCAGAAGAGGCGUUCGACAUCAACGUGGAGAAGGGCAUGCCGAAGGGCGCGAGGAUCAACUACGAGAACGAGGGAGACGAGAGCCCGGAUAUGGUUGCGGGAGAUCUGAUUGUGCAUUUGACGGAGCAAGAGCCCAGAUUGGCGGAGAAGGAGGCAGAUCGCACAGACGGCACGUUCUUCCGACGGAAAGACCAGGAUCUCUUCUGGCGAGAAGUCCUCUCCCUGCGGGAAGCAUGGAUGGGUGAGUGGACACGGAACCUGACGCACCUAGACGGCCACACCGUCCAACUCUCGCGGAAACGCGGCCAAGUCGUACAGCCGGGCUCCGUCGAAGUCAUUGCCAACCAAGGCAUGCCGAUCUGGAAAUGGGACGGCAACGGACCCGAGUACGGCUCGCUACACGUGGAAUACGUGGUCGUGUUGCCCGAUCAGAUGGAGAAGGGCAUGGAGAAGGAAUUCCACGGCGUCUGGGAGAAGUGGCGGAAGAAGAACGGCGUGGAUCUGCUCAAAGACAGCGGCAGGCCGGAGCCCAAGCAUGACGAAUUGUGA
This is a messenger RNA of Lecanosticta acicola, 1221 nucleotides long. The record is from the annotation of a GenBank genome assembly. NCBI's taxonomy places the organism in Eukaryota, Fungi, Ascomycota, Dothideomycetes, Mycosphaerellales, Mycosphaerellaceae.